UAACAACUAACCACACGGAUCUAAAUUAUUGUCAUUAUUGUCUUAGUAUAAUAGUUUAAGCUUAGCAUAUUGAUCUAUCUACAGACCUAUAACAUUAUUAAAAAAAAUAAUAAUGAAAAUUUUAGUUGUUUUAUUAGGAAGUUUAAUAUGUUUAGUUUUCGUGAAUACUCUUCCAAUGAAAGAUGAAAAAACAUUAAGGAAUCUAAAAGCUUCAUUGGAAUAUGGACCAGCCUUUGACGAAAUCAUAGUAAACUCUUCUCUAAAUGUUAGAAACAAAAACAAAACACGCAUCGCCAGAGCCCAACCAACGCACCACAACAUGUUUAAUAAUUUCCCCCCUUUCCCCAACUUCGGGGGUGGGGCAGCGGCUGGCUCAGCCCAAUCACAAGCCUUUAAUGCUUUCGGACCUACCACCAAUUUCGGAGCUUCAGCUACAGGAGCCCAAACUCAAGCCUUCAACUUUGGCCCGAAGGGUAUAACUGGGACAGCUGGGAUAUCUGGGACGCAGCAAUACAACUUACCCAAUGGUGGUAGCUUCAACGUAGACUUUUCUGAAGCUUUCAGUGCAGCUUCACAGGCAGCUUCCAAAAGCACUGCUAAUGGUAAUGCUGUUUCGUUGACAUAUAAAGGACCAGAUGGUAAAAUAAUGCCCAUUAAAGGUUAAGUUUUUUAUUAUGUUAUUUUAUUCAAUGAUAUAAAAGUAUAAAAGUAGAAAGUUGUUUUUAUUACACAUAUUGCACAUUUUGCUCAUACGCAGUGUAGGGUUGUGGGUUUUCCAUAUUAUUAUAUUCGCUAUAAUAUUCAUGGUAUUUUUCAUCACUGGGUCUGCCCAUAAAAGGUUUCUUCAUGAUUUUGCUCAUAACCAUGCUAGUUCUUUGACUUGGCUCUGGUUCUGGAAGUUGCCUCUUAACGAUGGAUUUUUCUUCCUGAUUUUUCGCCUCCUUGAACAUUUU
Messenger RNA from Brassicogethes aeneus, 953 nucleotides. The record is from the annotation of a GenBank genome assembly. Lineage: Eukaryota; Metazoa; Arthropoda; Insecta; Coleoptera; Nitidulidae.